GAUAUCAUUUGUACCAUCAAUAUCCAAGAUAAUUGCCUCGACUCACACUGCAUGGACAUCCAUCAACAGACUGUACAUCAAGAACGGAUAGACACCUCUCGAACAAAGGCCGUCCUCGAGCACAAGCCAACUCUGAGCUUUUUUCUCAAUGUUUAUUCCAUACAUAACUACAGUCACAUCCAAUGUGUUGUUCCUGAUGCACUU
This is a messenger RNA of Suillus bovinus, 204 nucleotides long. RefSeq lists its product as uncharacterized. Lineage: Eukaryota; Fungi; Basidiomycota; Agaricomycetes; Boletales; Suillaceae. The transcript has a single exon. The record is from RefSeq and is a predicted model, not a curated record. The annotation marks the transcript as partial.